This is a messenger RNA of Panicum virgatum (switchgrass), 874 nucleotides long. RefSeq names its product two-component response regulator ORR3. Gene Ontology annotation, biological process: phosphorelay signal transduction system; cytokinin-activated signaling pathway. The transcript is spliced from 4 exons. Lineage: Eukaryota; Viridiplantae; Streptophyta; Magnoliopsida; Poales; Poaceae. The coding region runs from base 155 to 541 and encodes 128 amino acids. The record is from RefSeq and is a predicted model, not a curated record.
CCAUGGGGACCCGCGAACUCGAAUAGAAAAAUGUCGGGUUUAGGCAUUUGGGAAGGCAGCUGGAGGCACCUCGGCCAGCGCGUCUCCUCCAGAUUUGGUUGGAUCUCAUCUCCUGCUCUGGGCUGCGUCUCCUCCAGAUUUGCAGGCAGUAGGCAUGUCGACGAUGACAGAGCCGCCGCACGUCCUGGCCGUGGAUGAUAGCAUCGUCGACCGUGCAGUCAUCUCCAGGCUCCUCCGCAGCUCCAAAUACCGAGUUACGACGGUGGACAGUGGCAAGAGAGCGUUGGAGGUUCUCAGCCUGCAGGACCGCAAUGUGCACAUGAUCAUCACGGAUUACUGCAUGCCGGAGAUGAGCGGCUACGACCUCCUGAAGCGGGUCAAGGAGUCUGCGGAGCUGCGGGAGAUCCCGGUGGUGAUCAUGUCGUCGGAGAACUCGCCGACGAGGAUCCGGCGGUGUCUGGAGGAGGGCGCCGAGGACUUCCUCAUCAAGCCGGUGCGGGCGUCGGAUGUGUCGCGCCUCUGCAGCCGCCUCACCCUCUAAUCCAAUGCGAUACUACUGACCAAUUGGAGCAAGUGCAGACAUGACAUCAGCAGAGAUUCAUUCAUAUUCAUUCAGUUCAGGGUUGGAGCCUUGGAAGACCCCGGACUGGAAUGGAAUUGAGGCUGUUCUGUUUCUGGAUCAUGAUGGCAUUGACCAAUGUGUCUAGCUAGUCGCAAAUAUGAUUAGUACUAGUACUAGUAUAUGUUGUUAUCAGAGCAGAGCAUUUUGUUCGGUUCAUUCAGGAGGAAUAUGUACAUCUCGUCAUGUAAGUAAUGGCAUUAGUAUUGUACUGUAACCGACCGACAUGAUUUUGGGCUCAAGCUUUUGCUGUCC